AUGGAAGUGGAGGGCAGACUGCCAGCCUGCAAUGACCCCCCGAGACCACCCUGUGAGGAUCGGGAAGAGCAUAUUGUCGGCAUAAGGGAGGCCAGGCAGGAGAAGCGGACUUUGAAGAGGAAGAAUUAUCAGAGAUACCCCAAGCCGCCCUACACCUACUUGGCUCUGAUUGCCAUGGCCAUUCUCAACUCUCCAGAGAAGCGUCUCAAGCUGUCUCAGAUCCUCCACGAUAUCAGUGUCAUGUUCCCGUUUUUCAAAGGGCAUUACAAGGGCUGGAAAGACUCUGUCAGACACAAUCUGUCUCUGAACAACUGUUUCAUAAAAGUGCUGAACGACCCCAAGAGACCGCAGGCCAAGGGCAACUACUGGACGGUGGACGUGAACCGCAUCCCCCCCGAGGCCAUGAAGCGGCAGAACACGGCCGUGUCCCGGCAGGACGGCACGGGCUUCGCGGCUGAUUUGACGCUGUACUUGCAGGAGGCGGCGGCGGCGGGUUCCACGAGCGGCGUCGCGCGCGGCCUCGCGGCGCUGCGAUUGGUCGCCAGGUCUCCCACGUGGUGCAGCACCGCGUGGCGCAGCCGCUCCUCCCGCUCGAGCGUCUCUUCGCUCGACGACGACGACGUCGCCGCCUCAGCGCCGGUCUCCCCCGCCAAGCGCCCGCGGCCAUCCUCCCCGCCGCCCCCCGAGCGCCGCCCUCUGCCCUGGGAGCUGCCCACCUCCUACACUAAAACCGCGCCGCCCAACGCGGUGGCCCCCUCCGGUGCCGGGCUGCCCCUCUCGGGCCUGCUGAGCUGCGGGGCCCGGCCGCCGGGCCUGCUGCUGUACUCCCCGUUCCUCGGCGCCCCCUGCUGGCCGCUCGUGGCCGCCCGGCCUCCCUCACCGCUGAGGCUGCCCGUCGUGGCCCCCGCCACGGCCCUGGACCUGGAGCGGAUGCUGCGGGCGGUGCCGCCCAACAAGAGCGUCUUCGACACCAUCGUCCACCAUCUGCUGCCCGCGGAGGCCGUCCUACAGGGCGGCCCCGUGCGGUACCCCGUCUUCCCUUUCCAUUACUAGGCGUCAAAGGCUUGGGGACCCCAGAGUGUGCGCGUAGGGG
Molecule: messenger RNA, 1093 nt
Organism: Callorhinchus milii (elephant shark)
Lineage: Eukaryota; Metazoa; Chordata; Chondrichthyes; Chimaeriformes; Callorhinchidae
Product: forkhead activin signal transducer 3
Exons: 5
Coding region: 1-1053 (350 amino acids)
Biological process (GO): regulation of DNA-templated transcription
Molecular function (GO): sequence-specific DNA binding; DNA-binding transcription factor activity
Source: RefSeq, a predicted model, not a curated record